This is a messenger RNA of Pararge aegeria (speckled wood butterfly), 1039 nucleotides long. RefSeq names its product putative tRNA (cytidine(32)/guanosine(34)-2'-O)-methyltransferase (gene Trm7-32). Lineage: Eukaryota; Metazoa; Arthropoda; Insecta; Lepidoptera; Nymphalidae. The transcript has a single exon. The record is from RefSeq and is a predicted model, not a curated record. Bases 146 to 1024 code for a protein of 292 amino acids. Gene Ontology annotation, biological process: tRNA methylation; cytoplasmic translation. Gene Ontology annotation, molecular function: tRNA methyltransferase activity. Gene Ontology annotation, cellular component: cytoplasm.
GUGAUUGACGUUUAAUAAAAGAUUCAAUUAAUUAGGCACUCGUUAGUGUUAUAAAAUUAUUGUUUGUUAAUGAUUAUUGAUCAUUCUAUACAUGUUUUGGCACUACGUAAAGCCAUAAAUCAAAAGAAAAAGAAGAAUAUUGAAUAUGGGGAAAACUUCAAAAGACAAGAGAGAUAUUUACUAUAGACUAGCCAAAGAAGAAGGUUGGAGAGCGAGAAGUGCUUUUAAACUACUACAAAUAAACGAAGAGUAUGAUAUUUUCAAUGGGGUGCUACGUGCAGUGGAUCUGUGUGCUGCACCAGGUAGCUGGAGUCAGGUUUUGACAAAGAAGCUAAGACAAAAUACAGACAACGAAGAAGACGUAAAAAUAGUAGCAGUAGAUCUGCAAGCUAUGGCAUCACUGCCAGGAGUGAAACAAAUCCAAGGCGACAUAACGAAAGUAUCUACAGCAAAUGAAAUUAUAAAAGAAUUUGAAGGAUUGAAAGCUGAUCUAGUGGUAUGCGAUGGAGCUCCGGACGUCACAGGACUUCAUGACAUUGACGAAUAUGUACAGUCACAACUUCUUCUUGCAGCUUUGAACAUAACAACGCAUGUUCUGAAGACAGGUGGAGUCUUUGUAGCUAAAAUAUUUAGAGGGAAAGAUGUUACUCUGCUGUAUUCGCAACUCAAACUUUUUUUUGAAUUUGUCACAGUAUCAAAGCCAAGAAGUUCACGGAAUUCAAGUAUUGAAGCUUUUGUAAUAUGUCAGAAUUUUAAACCACCGGAGGGUUAUACACCUACUAUGGUUAAUCCACUUUUAGAUCACAAAUAUUGUGAUUUUAACCAAUUUACUGGACCAAACAGGUUUAUAGUACCCUUUAAUGCCUGUGGAGACUUAAGUGCUUAUGAUUCUGACACAUCAUAUCCACUGGUAUUGGAAGGGCAAAGUUCAUACGAGUACAAGGAUCCGGUACAAAGCCCUAUUGAUCCUCCCUACAAGGACAUAUUAGAAAAAACUAAAUGUAUGCAAAUUAAUAAACAAUAAACAUUUAAAACCAUA